UUUGAAAGUAGACCCUUUGGGUCGAUCUUGACGCAAUUUCGAAAACUCUUUUGCCCCGAAAUACCGUUUAAUCUGCACAUCCGAUCGUCCCCAUUUCGUCCCUGUCUUUAUCUCCACUCAUGGAUCCUUCUCCCUCUCUGAAUUAUAAUCCGGUUACCAUCACAUCACCAUGCCAAGUUCAAAUUCGGCGACGGGGCUUCGCAAGGAAGCAAAGAACAUCAAUCCAGAUGAAAUCAAUCCUUUAACAGCAAUGACUCAAUUGCUAUCAAAUCCUUCCCCGUAUCCGCCGGUUGGAGGCACGAGCACCUGGAAGAUAGGAUGGAAGACGCCAGUAUACAUUUGUACCUUUUAUCUCACAGCUCUACUCCUCGCAAUUGGACAUUUUAUCUUUGCAUGGAGUUUAAAUGGCCAAGCGGUACCAAUCGACGGUUUUCUUCGACAGUCUUACGUGUCAGCAAUUUCCAUUGCUUUCGCCCUAAGUUUUCGAUCUAUGCUUAGCGCAUCGUUGUCCAUCUCCUUCAUUCAACGUCUAUGGUCCUUGUUUCGGUUAAAAGCAAUGAAGGUUUCCACGAUCGACUCAUUGCUCUCCCUCCUCCAAUCACCUCUCAAACUACUACACUUUGAAGUUUUAUGGAAUGCAAGAUUUGAAUGGGGAUUUGCUAUAUUCUGCUUUUGCAUCCCAAUUGCGACAGUAUUCCCACCAGGAGCGCUUUCUGUCGUAUUGAAGGAGCAGCGUCAACUAGAAACUAAUAAGCAGGUUCCAACUUUCAUCCCGACAUCCAAACUCACCGACAACCUGGCCUUUCACAAUGGAUCUGGAAUUCAAUUGGUCACUCCACGCCAAGAAGUUGUCCGUGUGGCAUAUAGAUCAAUAAUGGCGGGUUCAUACAUAGCAGCGCUAUCUCCCUGUGGCCAGAACUGCACAUACGGACUUACAUUCCAAGGCCCAACUCUGCAAUGCAGCAACGUAACUUACCAGAACCUUUCUCUUUCGGCCAUCUACGCCGACUAUUCCGUCCAAGGAGGCGACUACCGAGCCGCCGGAACUCUCGUCCAGGAGAACUUCGAUUUCGAGAUCCACUAUUAUGAGGAGGUUGAUCUGCAACACGAAUUCGAUCCAGAGAAAUACAUAAGCUGCUUCCUGAGAAGAGCGGAUUACUUUGUCAAUGUCACAUAUACGUCUGGUACUCCGAUCCUCGACUUCCAAGUCAACAAUUCGCAACCCAUCAACUCUACGACUCUUCUCGUACCCGGAACACCCCGCAACUAUACCAACCCUCAGCCCGCCCUGCCUGAUGAUAAGGAUUCAGCUGCCAUCGAGAAUCUCAAUAUAUGGGCUAUCUAUCAGUCAAUGGUGCAAGCCAUGAGUGGAGACGUUGGGAGAUAUAGUGAAUACGACCAAGAGGUCAACGACACCAUCGUCCUUGAAUCCUCACUUGUCCAAUACCUCGAUGACGGCGGUCUAGCCGGAGUGAGAUUCGACAUCACUGAAGACAGCCUCAAUUCCAUGCUCCACAAUAUCACUCUCUCGACCUUCAGCCUCCGGCUGUGGGAUACAUCCACAGACGUUGUAACCAGAAACUACGUAAACACAUACAGCUUUGCCGGCGAACAACGUUACAACAUGGUCGUACCAUACGCAGUGUGCUUACUUCUCGCCUUGGCCUUUGUGAGUAUUGGACUGGCCUCACUGUACGAAAAUAGCGUUGGGGCUUCGAACGGAUUCUUGCAGACAAUACAAACUACGAGGGGAAGUAUUGCGUUGGAUAUCGCCGCGAGGGGCAGCUCACUUGGUGGACCGGAUAACAUCCCCAUGGUGUUGGAGGACUUGGAAUUGAUGUUUGGGGAGUUAAAGGAGCCGUAUGGGAAGGAAGGGGCUGUUAGGCGUGCGGGUUGGGGCACGAGAGAUGAAGUUAGACCUUUAGUUAAGGGAGAAUAUUAUGAUGGAUAGAGUAGAGAUAAAGUCAUACACCGAAUUGCAAUGCCAUUUCUUCUCUCUUAACGCGC
This is a messenger RNA of Hyaloscypha bicolor E, 2007 nucleotides long. RefSeq lists its product as uncharacterized. The transcript has 4 exons. The coding region runs from base 170 to 1951 and encodes 593 amino acids. Lineage: Eukaryota; Fungi; Ascomycota; Leotiomycetes; Helotiales; Hyaloscyphaceae. The record is from RefSeq and is a predicted model, not a curated record.